UACAAGAAACACUAGAUUGUACACAAAAUUUGUGUACAUAAAAAAACCUAAUUAAUUCCAAAUUUUAAAUGUUAGCAAAGCUUUUAACCGUGGGUUUAAUGGAGAGUGGAGAGGCGUGUGAACAAGAAAAUGAGGGUGGCAGAAGAAGACCAGACUGAUUAAACGAGGACAAGUCAAACAAACGUUUUAGGGCUUUGGCCGUUGGUGAGGUUCUGGAAGAGGAGAGGUUCUCGUGAAAGACAAACCAAACAAAUGACAAAUAUUCAAAAUGUUCACAUCUUUGUGUUCUGAUCUGGUUUGGUUGUUGUGGCUCGGUUUAUUACACAAUUAUCUUAGAAUCAUUCAAGAACCACUGCUAUUUUCCAAGGGUUUAAGAAGCCAAAGAAAGCUCUUUUCUUGGAGGAAAGACCGAAAGAGAAGCAGAGAGAGAGAGAGAAAGAUUGAUCAAAUUCAUGGGUUCUUGUUUCAGUGUCAGAAUUAAGGCAGAGAGCCCUCUCCAUACUGGAGCUAAAGAGUUGAGCAAAAGACUUUCGUUUGCCUCGGCCCCAAUGACCCCUAGGAAAGAGAGUGAUAUUCUGGACUCAUCGAAUCUUAAGAACUUUACUUUCAAUGAACUCAAAAUAGCCACCAGAAACUUCCGGCCCGAUAGUGUGUUGGGGGAAGGAGGUUUCGGUUGUGUCUUCAAGGGAUGGAUUGACGAGAAUACGUUCAAGGCAGCCAGGCCCGGGACUGGAUUGAUAAUAGCCGUGAAGAGACUGAAUCAAGAAGGCCUUCAAGGUCACAAGGAAUGGCUGACAGAGAUUACUUACCUCGGGCAGCUAUCCCAUCCCAAUCUCGUGAAGUUGAUAGGUUACUGCUUAGAGGAUGACCACCGAAUUCUGGUGUAUGAGUUCAUGCCUCGGGGAAGUUUGGAGAAUCAUCUGUUCAGAAGGAGUUCUUACUUUCAACCGCUAUCUUGGAAUCUUAGAAUGAAGGUUGCUCUUGGCGCAGCCAAGGGACUUGCAUAUCUUCACGGCCCCGAGGCAAAAGUUAUAUAUCGUGAUUUCAAAUCGUCUAACGUUUUGAUCGACUCUAACUACAACGCAAAACUUUCUGAUUUUGGAUUGGCUAAGGAUGGGCCUAUCGAAGGAGAAAGUCACGUCUCUACGAGAAUUAUGGGUACAUAUGGCUAUGCAGCUCCCGAGUAUAUGGCCACAGGUCACUUGACUCCAAGUAGCGAUGUGUAUAGUUUCGGGGUCGUGCUUCUAGAAAUGCUGACGGGCCGUCGAGUAGUGGACACAAACCGACCCAAUGGGGAACAAAACCUCAUUGACUGGGCUAAGCCUUACCUCGCCAGCAACCGCAAAAUCCUCCGAGUCAUGGAUCCUCGUAUCCAAGGGCAGUACUCGUUGAGUGGAGCGCUCCGAGUAGCACUCCUCGCAGUGAAAUGCAUAACGCCCGACCCCAAAUCAAGGCCUGACAUGAACGAGGUGGUAGCGGAGCUUGAAAAGCUUCAAGACUCGAAUGGCAGCAGCACAGCGAGUCCCAAACAGGAAGCGAUCAAGAACCAUCAGAGAUCCCGCGCCAUUGAAGAAGCUUCAAGGAAUGGCAGCACAGAGAGUCUCAAACAGGAAGUGAUCGAGAAUCACCAGAGAUCCCGCGCCAUUGAAGAAGCUUCGAGUAGAAACAAGGAAGACUCGAAUGGCAGCAUAGAGAAUCUCAAACAGGAAGCGAUCGAGAACCCUCAGAGAUCCUGCGCCAUUGAAGAAGCUUCAAGAGGAAACAAUGCUGCUUGUGCAACAACCUCUGCUUCUGCCAUUGUUGCAUGAACACUGAGAAUCAACACAUCUUAUUAUACUGUAUACAUUAGCUUAUAGAGAAGAACAUGCCCACAGUUUAUCAUUUCAGGAUCUUGGACCUGUAUUAGACUAAUCUACCGUUAGUUUUGUACAGUUCUUUGCUGUAUUUUGUGCACACCAAAAAAAAAAAGUAAAAAAGAGUUCGAUGUUUUCUUCAAACACUAACAUUAAAUAGGCUCUGUAUCAUUUCAAAUUUUCAAUUGAGGUAAAUUCCACAGUAUUGUGAUUGUAGGACUUUAAA
Messenger RNA from Ipomoea nil (Japanese morning glory), 2079 nucleotides. Its product is annotated as probable serine/threonine-protein kinase NAK. The record is from RefSeq and is a predicted model, not a curated record. Bases 453 to 1808 code for a protein of 451 amino acids. The transcript is spliced from 6 exons. Gene Ontology annotation, biological process: protein phosphorylation. Gene Ontology annotation, molecular function: ATP binding; protein kinase activity. Lineage: Eukaryota; Viridiplantae; Streptophyta; Magnoliopsida; Solanales; Convolvulaceae.